AUGACCGUUUUACCCACCGACAAAUUCGCCACUAAGGCAAUCCAUGCUGGCGCCCACACCGACGUUCACGGCUCGGUGAUCGAACCGAUUUCGCUGUCGACGACUUUCAAGCAGCACGCACCCGCACAGCCAGUUGGCCAGUACGAGUACUCGAGAUCGCAGAAUCCUAACCGUAAGAAUUUGGAAGACGCCGUCGCGGCUUUGGAAAAUGCCAAAUACGGCCUAGCGUUCUCGUCGGGCUCAGCGACCACAGCCGUGGUGCUGCAGUCUUUGCCCCAGGGCUCGCAUGCGGUCUCCAUCGGAGACGUGUACGGCGGUACCCACAGAUAUUUCAGCAAGGUCGCCAACGCGCACGGCGUUGAGACCACCUUCAGCAACGACCUGGUCGAGGAAUUGCCCCAGCUGAUCAGAGACAACACCAAGUUGGUGUGGAUCGAAACCCCAACCAACCCCACGUUGAAGGUCACCGACAUUCAGCUAGUCAGCAACACGAUCCGCAAGAUCAACCCAGAGAUUUUGCUCGUGGUCGACAACACCUUCUUGUCGCCAUACCUGUCCAACCCACUUGACUUUGGUGCCGACAUUGUGGUCCACUCCGCUACCAAGUACAUCAACGGUCACUCCGACGUUGUUUUGGGUGUCUUGGCCACCAACAGCGAGGCCUUGUACACCAAGCUCCAAUUUUUGCAAAACGCUAUUGGUGCCAUUCCCUCCCCAUUCGAUGCCUGGUUGGCCCACAGAGGUUUGAAGACUCUACACUUGCGUGUUAGACAAGCCUCCCUAUCUGCUACCAAAAUCGCCAAAUUCCUAGCAGAGAGCGAAAGCGUCCAGUCCGUCAACUACCCAGGUCUUGAAUCGCACCCUAACUACGAUGUCGUGAAGAAACAACACCGCGAAGCACUAGGUGGUGGUAUGAUCUCUUUCAGAAUCAAAGGUGGUGCCGAAGCCGCUUCCAAAUUCACCUCCGCUACUAGAUUGUUUACAUUGGCCGAGUCCUUGGGUGGUAUCGAGUCUCUACUAGAGGUUCCAGCUGUAAUGACCCAUGGCGGCAUUCCAAAGGAGCAAAGAGAAAUCAGUGGUGUUUACGACAACCUGGUCAGACUUUCGGUUGGUAUCGAAGAUUCCGACGAUUUGCUCGACGACAUUAAGAAGGCUCUUAAGGAGGCUGCUAAUUAA
Messenger RNA from Lachancea nothofagi CBS 11611, 1176 nucleotides. The record is from the annotation of a GenBank genome assembly. NCBI's taxonomy places the organism in Eukaryota, Fungi, Ascomycota, Saccharomycetes, Saccharomycetales, Saccharomycetaceae.